AUGGAGACUUGGGCUGGCUUUUGCCCAGGCUUGCACUUAUCUCUGGGUAUCUGGGUGGUGAUAGCCGCUCAAACCCUACACAAUGCCAAGGCGGAGAUAACUUGCGCAUCUUGUGCGUCGCCAGUUCAACUUCACGUGGGAGAAUUGGAGCUGGGUAUGAGCACUGACCCGAAAGAGGAGCCGGGCACCCUAAAAAACAUCCGGAUAGAGUUUCGGGAACUCGCGGAUACCGACCAAAAUACUGGAGUGGACGCCGACCAUGAGACAGGCGUUUCUGUGGAGGAUGUGCCCCGGUUCCCUCAACACGUCAGUUUAGUUGGAGUUGGCGCAAAGGAAGACGCAUCGGGGUCCAGUGAAUUAAGUCACCGCGGCAGUGAGAGGGCAGGGGAGCCCGAGAAGAGUGAGGGUGCUGCCCUUCGAAGAGCGAAGAGAAGCGGUCCGGAGUUCUCCGAGUUCAGCGAGAACGGGCGGACCGGCCGGACCGACAUGGAUGCGGCUGCUCCGGAGGAUCGGGGCUCCUUGUUUGAAGGACACAAGCAGGGCAGGUCCGAGUUCAGAUGGAACAGGGAUGAAGCGAGAGGGAAUAACCGGCAGGAUGAGCCCAAGCUGACCAGCAGCACUUUCUCUCUGGCAGGGGACUCUGCGCAUAACCACGCGGUGGUUUACUGGUCAGGACAGAACAGCAGCGUGAUCCUGAUCCUCACCAAGCUGUAUGACUUUCAUAUUGGCAGCGUCACUGAGAGCACUCUUUGGAGAUCCACCGACUACGGCUCCACAUACGAGAGAAUGAACGACCGGGUCGGAACCAAGACCGUCCUGAGUUACCUGUACGUCUGUCCCACGAACAAGAGAAAGAUCAUGGUGUUGACGGAUCCAGAGUUUGAGAGCAGUGUGCUCAUCAGCUCCGAUGAGGGAGCCAGUUACCAGAAGUACCGCCUCACUUUCUACGUCCUGAGCCUCUUGUUCCACCACACAGAAGAGGAUUGGGCCUUAGCCUACAGUCACGACCAGAAGUUGUACAGCUCUGUGGACUUUGGAAGAAAAUGGCAAAUCAUUCACGAACGUGUCACACCAAACAGAUUCUACUGGUCUGUCUCCGGCCUCGACAAGGAGCCAGAUCUGGUGCACAUGGAGGCUCAUACACCAGAUGGAAACGUGCAGUAUGUCACAUGCAGAGCUCCAAUGUGCACAGAAGCUAACAGGAACUACCCGUUCCCCGGAUACAUCGACAUCAGCUCUUUGGUGGUUCAAGAUGACUACAUAUUCAUACAGGUUCCUACAUCAGGACGAGCCACCUAUUACGUGUCCUACACCAGAGACUCUUUUAUACAAAUCAAACUACCCAAAUAUUCCCUGCCUAAGGAUUUACACAUCGUCAGCACCGAUGAGAAGCAGGUGUUUGCGGCGGUGCAGGAAUGGAACCAGAACGACACCUACAACCUCUACUUGUCUGACACCAGAGGGAUCUACUUCACCUUGGCCAUGGAAAAUGUCAAGACCACGAGGGGCAUCGGAGGGAACCAGAUGCUGGAUCUGUACGAGGUGGCAGGAAUCAAAGGCAUGUUGAUUGCUAACAAGAGGCAAGACAACCAGGUCAAGACCUACAUGACCUACAAUAAAGGCCGGGAGUGGAGGCUCCUGCAGGCUCCUGCGACCGACCUGGAUGGAAACGACAUCCACUGCAUACUGCCCUUCUGUUCACUUCAUCUCCAACUGCAGAUGUCUGAGAACCCUUACUUGUCAGGAACAAUCUCCACCAAGAACUCUGCACCAGGGAUCAUCGUGGCCACGGGGAAUAUUGGAGCGGAGCUGUCUUACAACAACGUUGGCAUGUUCAUAUCAUCUGAUGCCGGCAAUAGCUGGAGACAGAUUUUUGAGGAGGAGCACAACGUGUGGUUCCUGGACAAAGGAGGGGCCAUCGUUGCUGUCAAACAGCCGUCGGUGCCAACCAGACACUUGUGGGUCAGCUUCGAUGAGGGGAGGCAGUGGACCCAGCACAGCUUCUCCCUGGUGCCUCUGUUCGUGGAUGGGGUCUUGGUGGAGGCUGGGGCUGAGAACCAAAUCAUGACCUUCUUUGGACACUUCAGCCAUCGUUCUGAAUGGCAGCUCAUCAAGAUCGACUACAAGUCCAUUUUUAGCAGGAAAUGCACAGAAGAAGACUAUCAGACCUGGCACCUGCACAACCAGGGUGAGCCAUGUGUGAUGGGGCAAAAACAGAUUUACAUGAAGCGCAGGCCGGGGAACUACUGCAUGCUGGGAAAGGACUACUCCAGAAUCCUUUCAGCUGAGUCCUGUAUUUGUCGAGCUCAUGAUUUUGAAUGCGAUUACGGAUAUGAGCGUCGCGGCGACGGGAACUGCCGGCCAGCCUUCUGGUUCAACCCCUCCACCGUCUCCAGAAGCUGCAGCCAGGGUCAAAACUACCUCAACAGCACAGGGUACCGCAAAGUGGUGUUAAACAACUGCACUAAAGGAGUUAAAGAAAUGUACAUGGCCAGAAAGCAGCAGUGCCCCAACAGACCUCCAAAAGGACUCCAGCUGACCAGCAAAGACGGAAAACUCACGGCCAACCUGGGCAGCAACGUCACCUUCUUGGUUCAUCUGGAUGAGGGCGACUCUCUGCGCACCAACAUCCAGCUGGAUUUCGGCGAUGGCACAGCCGUGUCCUACUCCAACCUGAGCUGGACCGAGGAGGGCAUCAAACACCUCUACAAGUCGGCUGGAAUAUUCCGUGUUACAGCUCUGGCAGAGAACACGCUCGGUUACGAUUCCACCACACUCUUCCUGCACGUCACAUGCCCAGUGGAGCACGUCCGGCUUCUCGCUCCCUUCGUGGUCAUAAAGAACAAAGAGGUGAACAUCACAGCAGUGGUCCUACCCAGCCACUCACGCACUGUUACCUUCUUCUGGUGGCUCGACAACAAUACUGAGCCCGUGAUAACCUUGGACGGGAGCAUCUCACACACCUUCCCCGACGACGGAAUGCACACCGUCACUGUCCAAGUGGCUGCAGCCAACGCCAUACUGCAGGACACCAGGACCAUAGCAGUCAAAGAAUUCUUCAAAUCUCUACUUUUAUCCUUCUCCCCGAAUCUGGACGAGUUCAACCCCGACAUACCCGAGUGGAGACAGGAUGUGGGGAGAGUAAUUAAGAAGGCUUUGCUCCAAGUGUCUGACUUCCCAGAGGAGCAGCUUCUGGUCGCCGUGUUCCCCGGCGUUCCAACAGCUGCCGAGCUCUUCCUGUUACCGCACAAGAACCAAUCAGAGGGCAAGAAAAAGAGCGAGGAGGUGCUGGAGCAGGUAUCCGAUAUAAUCGUGAGCGCGCUGAACCAAAAUCUGGUAGAGUUCGAGCUCAAGCCGGGCGUGAGGGUGAUUGUGUACAACACACAGUUAACACUGGCACCGUUGGUGGACUCCAACCCCAGACACAGCAGCUCCGCCAUGCUGAUGCUCCUCUCAGUGGUGUUCCUGGGCCUAGCAGUGUUCCUCAUCUACAAAUUCAAGAGAAAAAUACCUUGGAUCAACAUCUACGCUGAGGUGAACCAGGAGAAGGAGCAGGAGAUGAUCGGCUCGGUGGGCCAGGGCGACAGCACGCCUAAAAUCACUCUGAGUGAGUUCCCCACAUCCAAAGAGCUCAUGGAGAAAGAACUGGAUGCCAGGGUCAAACGAGGAGUUGGAAAUGCCUGCGAGAGCACGAGGGAGAUUCCAAACUGUACGAGCGUGUGA
Cyclopterus lumpus (lumpfish) is the source of this 3723-nucleotide messenger RNA. It is a transcript of the gene sorcs3a, whose product is annotated as sortilin related VPS10 domain containing receptor 3. Gene Ontology annotation, molecular function: protein binding. Gene Ontology annotation, cellular component: membrane. The record is from RefSeq and is a predicted model, not a curated record. Lineage: Eukaryota; Metazoa; Chordata; Actinopteri; Perciformes; Cyclopteridae. The coding region runs from base 1 to 3723 and encodes 1240 amino acids. The transcript has 27 exons.